Molecule: messenger RNA, 612 nt
Organism: Tetrahymena thermophila SB210
Lineage: Eukaryota; Ciliophora; Oligohymenophorea; Hymenostomatida; Tetrahymenidae
Product: transmembrane protein, putative
Exons: 4
Source: RefSeq, a predicted model, not a curated record
AUGCUUUUUAAAGAUAAAAUUAAAAAAUUAUUUUUAUUUUCUUUAGGAAAUAUUUUAAAAAUUAACAAGAAUUUACUAUUUAUUUUUGGAAAAGCAAAUACAUUUUCUAUAAUAUUCAAAAUUUAUUAUUUAGUAAUUAAUAAAACUAUGAUUUAGCCAUUUGAGUCUGAAGAAAAUUAAGCAACAGUUAAUAAAAUUUUAAAAGCGCUCUUAUUUGUUAGUGCAUUAAAUUGCUUUUAGAAGGCAGAAAUUAACUUCCCACUAUUUUUAUUUGCUAUUAUCUUGGUUGGCAAGAAAUAGGAUUAAAUAGUAAGAAUAUUUUAUUUGAUGGUAAUAACUUCGUUUACUGAUGUAGUUUGGAUAUUGCUUUGGUACAAAAAGUAUGAACUACCUGAAUUUCAAUAGGUUUCAAGCACAACUUAUUUUUUAUUUUAUUAUGGUCUGAUCGUUUCUUGUGUCUUAGUUUGCUUCAAGGUUAUUGCUUUCAUUUAUAUAGCAUAUUCCAGUGAGAUGGUUAGAUUUUAUCUUUCCUUUGAUGGAAUAAUAAAAGCUAUAUCUGAUAUAUUUGGUGAUUCUGAUGAUCAAUAAGCAGUAUAAAAAAGAAAUAGGUGA